AUGGAACAGAUAGAUUUGGUCAAUACGAAUAAGAUUGCAGCGGGGGCCAACAAGGGUUCGGUGCGUGUGAUAAACGGGCUGGGGAAGUUGAUGGGGUCUAAGGCGAUGGUGGCGGUUGAUUAUGAGAAUGACUCUAAUAUGGAGUAUUUGUUGGCACGUGAUCAGGAGGAGAAGGAACUAUAUCGGAAAAAGAAGCAUAUAUCGGAGCAGCCCUGGACGUUAAAUAACUGGCAUAUGCAUUUGAACUGGUUGAAUAUGAUUUUGGUGGUUGGGGUGCCUGUUAUUGGGUGGUUUUUGGCUUUGUCGGGGCGGGUGCCGCUGCGGAUGCCUGUGUUGGUAUUUGCGGUAGUGUAUUAUGCAGUUGGUGGGCUGUCGAUUACGGCAGGGUAUCAUCGGUUGUGGUCUCAUCGGUCAUAUAGUGCCAGGUGGCCGUUGCGGUUGUUCUUUGCGGUUUUUGGAGCUUCUUCGGUUGAGGGGUCGAUCAAGUGGUGGGGGCAUUCGCAUCGGAUCCAUCAUCGGUUCACGGACACUGCGAGAGAUCCCUAUGACGCACGUCGAGGGCUGUGGUAUUCGCAUAUGGGAUGGAUGUUGUUGCAGCCUAAUCCGAGAUGGCGUGCGCGGGCUGAUAUUCAGGACUUAACUGAUGACUGGGUUGUUCGGUUCCAGCAUCGUCAUUAUCUUGGACUGAUGGCUUUUGCGGCUUUAGUGUUUCCAGCAUUGUUCUGUCACUUUAUAUACGGCGAUUUUCUGGGAGGUCUUGUUUAUGGAGGGAUUUUGCGUGUGUUUAUGAUCCAGCAGGCUACGUUCUGCAUCAACUCGUUAGCACAUUAUCUAGGGGACCAGCCCUUCGAUGAUCACCGUACUCCUAGGGAUAAUUGGAUUACAGCCCUGGUAACUUUUGGUGAAGGUUACCACAACUUUCACCAUGAAUUCCCUACUGACUACAGGAAUGCUAUCAAAUGGUAUCAAUACGAUCCAACAAAGCUCUUCAUCUACUGUGCGUCUUUAGUUGGUCUCGCGUACAACUUGAAGAAGUUCUCCCAAAAUGCUAUUCAGCAGGGGUUAAUUCAACAAAAGCAGAAGAAAUUGGACCGCGAACGUGCCAAGUUGAACUGGGGGACACCAUUAUCUGAUUUACCAGUGUGGGACAAGGCCGAAUUUAUGAAGGAGACGAAAGCCAAUCCGGGUUUGGUCGUCAUUUCCGGUAUUGUACAUGACGUUACUGGGUAUAUCACUGAACAUCCAGGUGGCGAAACCUUGAUCCGGGCAUCUCUUGGCAAAGAUGCUACCAAGGCCUUUAAUGGUGGUGUGUACUUGCACUCCAAUGCUGCACAUAAUAUUUUGGCAACAAUGAGGGUUGCCGUAGUGAAGGAUGGACAGGAUGCUGCUUCCAGGUUUGUUGCAAGAAGGGGUGAAACCUACGUAAAGAAGAUCGCUUGA
Molecule: messenger RNA, 1440 nt
Organism: Eremothecium cymbalariae DBVPG#7215
Lineage: Eukaryota; Fungi; Ascomycota; Saccharomycetes; Saccharomycetales; Saccharomycetaceae
Gene: OLE1
Product: stearoyl-CoA 9-desaturase
Exons: 1
Coding region: 1-1440 (479 amino acids)
Biological process (GO): unsaturated fatty acid biosynthetic process
Cellular component (GO): endoplasmic reticulum membrane
Molecular function (GO): heme binding; stearoyl-CoA 9-desaturase activity; iron ion binding
Source: RefSeq, a predicted model, not a curated record